Molecule: messenger RNA, 3206 nt
Organism: Lineus longissimus
Lineage: Eukaryota; Metazoa; Nemertea; Pilidiophora; Heteronemertea; Lineidae
Product: coiled-coil domain-containing protein 178-like
Exons: 20
Coding region: 120-2864 (914 amino acids)
Source: RefSeq, a predicted model, not a curated record
CUCGCGAUGGCGUCAAAAUGGCGGACGGUGUUUUCAUUUCUUGAAAAAUAAAUAAAGGUGAUGUAGUUGCCUAGAUGAGAAAGAGAAAUUCAUUCAACGAGUAACUGACAGUUUUGAACAUGGCCACUUCAAAGGUUGUCAAGUUAGAAGAUGUGAACUCACUUCAAGAUGGUGAUGAAGGAAGGCUUGAUAGAGAAGAGAGUCUACUUAACACUGACCUCAAUGGAUUGCAAAGGUUAAAAACCCAAUCAGAAGGCAGCCUCCGAAGUUCUCUGAAGUCUUCCAAGCAGAAUGGCUUACUUCCACCGGCCACCGCAGAAUCAUUGCAAGGAGAGGCAGCUGAUAUCCUCUUUCCUCUCCCAGAAGGAUGGCCGAGACUGCCUGAAAUCUUCGCCAAGCGAGAAUACACUAAAGCAAUGUCAACAUCCGUCAACAAGGCGUCUUCUCACCUGGAGCUGUUACAGAAUAUCAUCGAUGAGUGGUUUGAUCUGCAAGUGGCAAGUAGAUCUUCAACAAGAGCAUCCAUGUUGGCUUCAAUGAAAGGUGGUGAUUCUAGUGCUUUUGAUAGAAAACAGCUCCGCUUCACAUCACAGUCUCGAAGCACAGCGACGACAUUACGGGUUGAAGGUGUUGGUGGGAAAGCUGAUCGUGAUGUACAAUCUGCUGAAAGAGCAGCUUCAGAGUUGGACAUCCCCUACCUUGGUGCGGAGGAAGUGUUGGAUGAAGUGAUGACAUUACUUGGUAAACUUGAGACAGACCGCAUUGAGAGUAUGACGCAGUACAAGCAGCAGAUCCACCUUGUGAGGAACCUUGGUGCUAGGAUUGAUGGUAUUGCAGAGCAUCGGAUGAAUGAGUUGCCAAAAGCUGUGCAGAAAGAACACGAGGCUUGCUCACGUGACAUCUAUGAACUGCAGUGGCACGUAUCAUAUCGAGGACGAGCUGAGGACAGAAUCACAAACAAAAUGGAGAUCGCUGAUGCUCUCAAUAAGAAGCUGAAGGAUGAUAUAGCAUUUGUUAGUAGACACUGUCCUCUUGUUGAAGAGAAGCUGGAGCUGGAGCAAGAAGCUAUGGAACGCAUUCAGAUUGCUCAGACAGAGACUACAGAAGAAUUGAAUUUGACAUUGGAACGUUGUGCCCGAGUUGAGAAGAAGUCAGCUGAUGCUCACGCUAAGGCAGAGAGUGAGAGGAACAAGAUGAAAAAAGAAAUCGAGAGCAUUACAAAGGAAUUAAAUAGAAUCAGCCAAGAGUUGGCAGACGCGCACAGUCUCCACGAGUCAUACAUCCACCGCAUCUACUCGACAAGGGAACAGCUCCAGAACUGUGAACAGGAGAUUACUGUCCUGGAGGUGAAGAAUGAGAACUCCAAAACACAAGAGGCCAUGCAGGCUGCCAAGGUGCAAGACCUCCAAGCGAAGAUUGAGGUUCAGGAACAGGAGCACAUGAGGCUGAUGGAGGAAAACCUGCAGAGACAGUCCGAUAUAGUCAUACAGAAAAAGAGCUUCCAGCACCGUGAGGAGGAGUUUCAGAAGGAGAUCUAUACUUUGGAGGAUGAGCAUCAGUUGGUGUCACAUGUUGCUGCAGAGAAUGAGAUGGAUAUUGAGGACAUGAGGCGGAAGAUUGAAGACUGUGCUCGGCAGAAGAUCGCUGACGAGAAGAAUGUGAUCCGCAUCAAGAAAGAAAUGGAGAAGACAGAUGAACAGAUGAAGGUGACCUUGGAUGAGUUUAUCAAGGUCGAGGCUGUUAACAACGCAAUCAGGGAGAAGCUUAGGUCUGAGGAGGAGAAGGCAUUAGCCAUUGAGGAUUCACUGAAACAAACUGCUGAAGCUUUGAAGAAGCAAGUGAAAGAUGAGAUCCAUGCUCGGACUGUGCUGCAGGCAAGAAUCGGCUCAGACGGCCAGGAGUUGAUCAAGUCAAAAGCUGAUUCCAAAGGCAAGAAGGAAAAGGUGAAGAAGGUGGCAGCAGAGAUCGAGGAAGCCGUCAAGACUGUGCUCGGCAAGGUGGAGAAGCUCAGGGACAUCCAUGCUGAGAAAAGUGCAAUUGUGAAUGGUCUCCAGGACAACAUCAGUGGGCUGAAGGGCAAGCACCAGGAGGCAGAGGGAAGCUUGAAUGGUCGAUUGUCUGACCUCAAACCGCACGCUCAGCACCUGAAGGAAGACAUCCUCAGCUAUGAGAAGAAGAUCGACCACAUCGAAUGGCGGGCGGAGAUGAUGCAGAAGAAGAUGGACGACAUGGGUGCAUCUGCGGGGAUGAUGACGCGGCUGACACACACCACCGAGAGACAGAUCAGGCAUCUCACGGAAGAACUCGAGGAGGUGACCACCCAGUUUGAAGCUGGUCAGAAACUUGAGGAUGAACUACGAAUAUCACUCAAUGCUUUAACAGCUCGUAACCGCGAUUAUGAAAACAAACACAAAUCCUAUCUGGAAGUGCGACACCAGGUGGCAUGCCAACAUGACCUCGAUUUGGAAACCAACAAGACUCUAAACCAGGAGCUGGCCUCCAAAUACCGCCGCCUUCAGAACCAGUACAUCAUCCUGAAAGAUAAACUGCUCAACCAUUAUGAGGAGAGGAUUCAGCUUGAGAAUGAUGUGAAGGAUCUCAAACAGCUCGAGAGCCUUCAACAAAAGAUGCACUUUGCCCUAGCUGAGUACUACAAGUAUCGGGGGGCAUACAACAAGGGGGAGUUAGCCAGGCUUGAGACGGUCUCCUAUGAAAAUGGUGCCAAACUCGUCUCCCUACAGACUGAAAUGGACACGGCAUUGGACGGGAUCACUAAGUUCCUGACCCAGCAGAUGGACCCAACUGUUGCCAGACAGAUUGCCAUUGAAAAGUUGUCACGAGAGCAUGUCUCACAGCAUUGCUAACCAGCAGUGUCGCGUCUUGGAGAGGUUUGAUUAAAAUGGUCUUGUCUUCUUAUUGAAAAAUGUUUAUAGGUGUAAUCCACUGAGGUCUUCCUCAGACUGGAUCCUUUCACAUAAAAAGGUAAACAAUGGAAUCAGUGAUGUCCGUCCGUGUAUAAUGCAUCUUUAAUUGAGCCAUAUUUCUUUCUUUUUGUAUCAACCCACUGAAUACUGAAUGACUGUGAUGAGACAUUCCGUCCUAUGUGUACAUAUGUAAUAUAAUGAUGCUAUACUUUGUUUCUUGUUUGUCUAAUGAUCAUAAAUCAUAAUGUUAUCACAUUGUCAAAUAAAAUGUGACUUGCAGGA